This is a messenger RNA of Bactrocera tryoni, 5453 nucleotides long. RefSeq names its product integrin alpha-PS2 (gene if). NCBI's taxonomy places the organism in Eukaryota, Metazoa, Arthropoda, Insecta, Diptera, Tephritidae. The coding region runs from base 1 to 4389 and encodes 1462 amino acids. Gene Ontology annotation, biological process: cell-matrix adhesion; cell-cell adhesion; integrin-mediated signaling pathway. Gene Ontology annotation, molecular function: integrin binding. The record is from RefSeq and is a predicted model, not a curated record. The transcript has 13 exons. Gene Ontology annotation, cellular component: external side of plasma membrane; integrin complex.
AUGCAAGACCUUAUUUUCGAUGUUGAGGAGGCUUAUCCCAAUGGUUUAAUUGUUGGCGCUCCUAAAUUCGAUACCUCCUCAUACCAACAGGGUGUGGUAGAGGCGGGUGCCGUCUUCAAGUGUGGCAUGAGUGACGGUGAUUGCAAUUUGGUGAAAUUUGACUCCUCAGGAAAUCAUCGCAACACUUACGGCGACGUUAUCGAACGAAAAUCCUAUCAGUGGCUCGGCGCCACGGUCUCCACCAGUCGAGACAACGAUUUGAUUGUGGCCUGUGCUCCACGCUACGUCUUCCAUACAAUGACACCGAAUAAGUCACUGCGUUAUGACCCAGUCGGUACGUGCUUUACAUCCAGGAAUUUGACGCAUUUCAACGAAGUCUCACCCUGUCGCACAAACAACUGGGGUUACCAUCGUCAAGGCUCCUGUCAGGCUGGCUUUAGUGCGGCAGCAAGCACUCGCGGUGAUCGUUUGUACAUUGGUGCGCCCGGCAGUUGGUACUGGCAAGGACAAGCCUACUCAAUAUCACCAGAUGCAACCUUUCCAUAUAAGCCGCCAUUUUAUCAGCCCUUCGGCACCGGAGGUCAAACAUAUUCGUAUGACGUAACACGUCCGGAAAAUCAAGUGUACUCAACGGCCGAGAGUAGCUCACAAGACGAUGACUCCUACUUGGGCUACUCAAUGACCACUGGCAAUUUCAAUGACGAUCGGUUUGAGGACAUAGCGAUCGGUAUGCCACGUGGUGCCGGUUUGCUCGGCAAAGUUGUGGUGAAUCAUUGGAAUAUGACGAAUAUAUUCAAUUUCACUGGACAUCAGAUUGGCGAAUACUUCGGUUAUGCGCUUGCUGCGUGCGAUGUUGAUGGCAAUGGUUUGGACGAUUUGAUUAUCGGUGCGCCGAUGUAUAGCGAACCGGGAAAUGUGGAGGGUAAAUACGAUGUGGGACGCGUGUACGUCUUCUUGCAGAUGGAGAGUGGUCCACGUUGGCCAAUCGAGCAUAUACGCGAAGGUUACAAUACGAAAGGGCGUUUCGGCUUGUCGCUCACCACGCUUGGUGAUAUCAAUCGUGAUGGUUAUGGUGAUUUUGCUGUGGGUGCACCCUAUGAUGGCCCCGAAGGUCGUGGCGUCGUUUACAUCUUCCAUGGUUCACCGAAUGGUCCAUUGUUGAAACCAUCGCAGAUUAUCAAAUCGGAGGAUAUUGUUGAGGGCGCACCAUAUCCACACACAUUUGGUUUUUCACUUUCCGGUGGACUUGAUAUGGAUGGCAAUACAUAUCCCGAUUUGGCGGUGGGUGCUUACGCCUCCGACAAAGUGUUCAUUUUCAAGUCACGUCCUGUGGCGGCGGUCAAUGCGAUGACCUCAUUUGUCAACCAAUCGAAAUUGAUCAGUUUGGAUGAUCGUAAAUGUCAGACGGUGCGUGAUGGUAAACGUGUGCCAUGUACGGAAAUUAUGACCUGUUGGAGUUAUACGGGCGAAUAUUUGCCGCGUAACUUAGACUUUGAUGUGUCCUGGGUGUUGGACGCCAAGAAACCGAAGAAGCCGCGUAUGUUCUUCCUGCUCGAUGAAGGCAAGAAUAUACGUAACUUGUCGAUUAGUUUACAAUAUGGCAGAACUUAUUGUCGGAAUGAGACUGUUUAUCUAGUGGAUAAUGUGCAGGACAAGCUAACACCCCUCGAAGUUGAGAUGCGCUAUGAUCUGCGUAGCCGACGUCCUUUGGCUCCCGUAAUUAGGCGUAAACGUGAUUUGCUCGAACCCGUUAUUGAUCAGAAUCGCGAGAUCAUUUUGCGUGAUGCCAUCAAUAUACAAAAGAAUUGCGGUUUGGAUAAUAUCUGUAUACCCGAUCUACAGUUGGAUAUUGUGACCGUCGACAAAUACCUACAUGGCUCACACAAGCCUCUAAUUGUCGAAGUAACAGUCACGAAUCGUAAUGAAGAUGCUUUCGAGGCUGCUUUCUACAUGGUCAUGCCAAAGGAUUUGGACUUUAUCAAGAUUGAAAAUUUGGUCGAGAAGGGUGAUACGCCCAUUACGUGUUCGGCACCUUCCGAAACGAACAACUACACGCUAAAAUGUGAUCUUGGCAAUCCAUUGCAGGAGAAGAAAUUUGCGAAAUUCAAUGUGAUCAUGUUGCCAUCGCAGACUUUCGGCAUGUCUCCCAGCUAUCACUUCUACAUGGAAGCCAAUUCGACCAAUGCCGAAAUCGAUGGAAAUCAACGCGACAAUGUUGUAAUUAAAAAUAUUGACAUUUGGGUGGAAACCGAUUUGGAUAUUGAAGGCGCCUCACUGCCCGAUUUUCAACUCUACAAAGCGUCCGACUAUUUGGCCAUUGAAAAUGCUACCAAAGAGGAGGAUUUGGGUCCACAAGUUGUACAUCUGUAUAAUAUACGCAAUAAUGGACCCUCUUACAUCGAGGAAGCUGUUAUACUCAUACAUUAUCCCAAUGAAACUGUGGGCGGUGAUCUCUUGAUGUACAUGUUGAAUCAACCGGAAACACACGGCAAUAUUGUAUGUGACCCACAUUUGGGUGUCAAUCCGCUUCGCUUGAAAUUGGAUAAUAACUUGAUGUACAAAUCGUAUCUGCGAGAGCGUGGCGUUAUUUUCUCCACAGAGACGAGCAGCAGUAGCGCAUCCAGCUCUGCGUCUGGUUCUGGCUCAACAAUUUACAGUGGUGUCGAGACGGCUGAAGGUGCAAGCGCUGCUGGUACAGCUGUAACUAUAGGGCGCGGCACCAAGGUACUAACCGCAGAGGAGAGAAGACGUCUUGAGAAGGAGGACGAACAGGAGGGUACUGGCGAUGCUUCAGCUACACAUAUACAACGUGCGCACGAAGCCGCGGUGUCGAGCUCGCAAUCGAGUUUCGGUGGUGCAGGCGCUGGUUAUGGUGGCGGUGCUGGUACUGGCACCGGUAGCUCAUACCAAUGGUCCACAUCGUCAUCAUCCUCUGGUGGUGGCAGUGGUGCUGGUGCGCAUGGUCCCACUGUUAUUGUACGCACAAAGAACACGACAACAAGUUAUGAUGCUAGCGGACGUCCGUAUGUUGUGGAGAGUAGCACCGAAUACUCAACUAGUUUGGAUCGUGCUGGGCAAUACUAUGCGCAACCUUUGAAUCAGGGACAACAACAGCAUUCAGCAAACUACCAGCAAGCGGGCGGUUUUGCUGCUGACAAUAUCCAUGGCAGUUAUGGGGGUGCGCAGAGCACACAAGGUCACAUACAAAUGGCUGGACCGGGUGGUAGUAGUCAACCAGAGCAAUCAAUGUACGCCAACUACCAAGGCUCAUCGGGUGGCGCUUACCGACCAAAUCAGCUGAGACAGCAACAACAACAGCAGCAGUAUCAACAAAAAGCAUAUCAGCCUUAUGAUGCGCGCCGCGGCUCAGUCUCAUCAUCCGCCACAUACAAUAGCAACAACAACAAUUAUAACAACUUUGGAGGCGCCGUUGGUGGCGGCAACUACGACAAAGUCAACACAAACGGUCAGGGCUUCCAAGCGGGUGUUUUGGAUUUGGGCACAAUGCAUCGUGACAAUGUGGACAACGAACUGCGUCAACACGAUGGACAAUUCGGUGAUAACGGCGGCACCUCUUACGGCUAUCAACAAACCUACACACGUCGCGUACGUUCACCAGCUGGCAAUAAACCUUACUAUGGCAUGGAGAAUGAAGACUAUUAUGAUGAAGAAGCUAUCCAGCAAUCAGCGGGCCAACACCAAAUAAAUGCGCGAAAUUCUCCUGCAACGCAGGGGCAACAACAACAACAGCGUAGUGCCGCCUAUCAACAGUCGCAGUCGUCGAGCUCAUACUCCUCCACCGGUGGUAGCCACAAGGAAUCAUCUUCGUCGUCAUCGUCAUCGUCCUCGUCGUCGUCAUCUUCAUCAGCUUCGCAGUCAUCUUUCUCAUCGGGUUCACAACUACGUCAAGACGCAGCCGCCGAGGCCGACGAAUUGACGCAAAUCGAUUGGGUAUCACCUUGCAAGGCGGCAAAAUGUCAGACGCUACGUUGCGUAGCCAAGAAUCUGGCCAAGGAUGAGGGCGUAUGGGUGUCUAUACGCAUGCGUACGGUGGCAAAGACAAUGGAGAAAUUAGCCGGUAAUUUGCCGUUGAAUGUUUCCACUAUGGCCGCGGCGAAUGUGACACGUUUGCCAUACAUUGGCGAGCCAAAGGUGCCGAUCAUAAAGACGCAUGAAAUAUUUUACAAAGCCGAGCCGGAACCCAUACCAGUGCCGGAUGUGGUGCCACUGUGGGUAGUGGUGUUGGCGGCGUGCGCCGGUGCGCUCAUUCUGUUAUUGUUGAUCUAUUUACUGUAUAAGUGCGGCUUCUUCAAUCGCAAUCGGCCACGUGAUCACUCUAUGGAGCGACAGCCACUACGUAACGGUUACCAUGGUGACGAACAUCUGUGAGCGCUACCGAGUCCAUAAAAUGGGCCGAAUCCCCAACAAAUUUAAACACCUAAAAUUGCAUAUCACUCUUGACCUUUAUCCGACAUUUCAGGGCGGUUUUGCAUUGAGAUUAAUUGUUGUUGUGCGCGUGAACUCUUACGCGUUUGUUUGCGGCGAAAACGACGGUGCUUGCUCAGCCGCAUUGUGUGCGUUGUGUGCGAUCUUUCGCAGUAACUAACCAAAACGAAGCCAAACGAAAGCGAAACAUGUGGCUUCCACUUCUACUCGGCUCCGUGUAAAAUUAUUUGCUAUUUAACCCUUUUUUAUAAUUAAUUUUUAAAUAUAUUUUUUUUUAAAAAGCUACCAUACUAUCUUUGCUAGUCACGAAAUUUAUUGUUGCAUUUUCUACUCGUCGGCGCGUAAGCGAAAGCUAAUAACUAAGCUUGCGGCCAGGCGAGUUGAAGAGAGCGCAAGCGCGACAAAAAUGUGCUUUUAACAUUUUUAUCGGAGAUUUUAAUAUUUAAAUUGUAAAAAUAUACAUACAUUUAAUAUUAAUUAAACAAAAGAAAUUGAAAAUACUGUUAAUACAUAAGUAAUACUCUAAUGUUGCCUUGUAUAUGAUAAAAAACAGAGAGCGUACUAAACGAAAACUAGUUAUUUCAUGUUGUUGUAAAGCGAAAAGUGCUAAUAUUAAUUUUAAUAAGGGCCAAGGCCAAUAAUUAAAACAAAAACAAGAAAAAAACUAUUAAUCAUAAUUAAAUGUGUGUUUGAGUGUGCGUGUGUGUGGAACUAUAAGUGUGUUAGUGUGCGUAUGGUACUGUUAAAAGCUAAGGCAAAAAGAAAUAUGAAAAACGAAAACACGAAAUGCGAACUUGAAGCAAAUAAUUUAACUAAGUAUGUUAAAAAUUAAUUAUUUUUUUAAUAUUUAAUUAAUUUUUUUUAAUGUCUACUAACCAUAAAUGUUAUUUGUAAAUACAAUGUGAAACUGUAAGCAUAAUUUUAUUGGGCUUAAAUUGAAAGCACUGCCUUUUCUACAAGAAAAUCACAACAACAAUAUAAAUUUAUGUACAAUACAAGCUGAAAAA